Messenger RNA from Herpailurus yagouaroundi (jaguarundi), 1999 nucleotides. It is a transcript of the gene SERPING1, whose product is annotated as serpin family G member 1. Lineage: Eukaryota; Metazoa; Chordata; Mammalia; Carnivora; Felidae. Bases 223 to 1737 code for a protein of 504 amino acids. The record is from RefSeq and is a predicted model, not a curated record. Gene Ontology annotation, molecular function: serine-type endopeptidase inhibitor activity. Gene Ontology annotation, biological process: negative regulation of endopeptidase activity. The transcript is spliced from 8 exons.
CCCGACCGAGUGGUCCGUCCCAUCCCCAUUUACGGGAACUCACAGCGGCGAUCAAUCAUCCUUAAUUUGUAACUGGGCAGUGUCCUGAGCCAGCCAAUAGCCAAGACCGACCCCACCACGCACCCCACCUCCCUGACCCUGCGGGGCUAUCCACUCAGUCGGCACUGAAGCUGCCCAGGGUCCAGGAGUUUGGAGCAGGUCCCGGCUGACGCCGCCGCCCAGAUGGCCUCCAGGCUGACCUCGCUGACCCUCCUGCUGCUGCUGCUGCUGGCUGGGGUUAGAGCCUUCUCAGAUCUGAGUGUUCCUAGCCAGAGCUCCACGGCAGAGAGCCGGCAAGGAGAAAGCGAAGAACACAUCUUGGAGGGAGAGAUCCCCAAGGAUGUAUCCAUUCAGCACACCGAGGACACUUCCACCUUGUUGAAAACCAGCUCGACUGUCGAAACAACUAAUACUGCUUUUGAAUCCACCCGUCAGCCCUUCAUCCAGUCCACUACUCAACCCACGACCGAGCCCACAACUAAGCCCACUACCGAGCCCACUGCUGAGCUCACUACUGAGCCCACUACUGAGCCCACUACCGAGCCCACUACGGCACCCUUCUGUCUGGGGCCUGAUACUUCCUGCUCUGACGUGGAGAGUCAGUCAGCAGAGUCCAAGUUGGGAGAGGCUUUGAUGGACUUCUCGGUGAAGCUCUACCAUGCCUUCUCAGCAAUUAAGAAGGUGGAGACCAACAUGGCCUUUUCUCCAUUCAGCAUUGCCAGUCUCCUAACUCAGGUCCUGCUUGGCGCUGGGGACAGCACCAAGAGAAACCUGGAGAGCCUCCUUUCCUACCCCGAGGACUUUGCCUGUGUCCACCAGGCCAUGAAGGCCUUCACAUCCAAAGGCUUCACUUCAUUCUCUCAGAUCUUCCACAGCCCGGACCUGGCCGUAAGAGACACCUUUGUGAAUGCCUCUCAGAACCUCUAUGGCAGCAGACCCACAGUCCUGGGAAACGACAGUGAUGUCAAUACGGAGCUCAUCAACACCUGGGUGGCGGAGAAGACCAACCACAAGAUCACGCAGCUGCUGGACAGCCUGCCCUCUGACACCUGCCUGGUCUUCCUCAAUGCCGUCUACCUGAGUGCCAAGUGGAAGACAACCUUUGAUCCAAAAAGAACCAGGAUGGAGCCCUUUUACCUCAAAUCCUCUGUGAUAAAAGCAUCCAUGAUGAACAGCAAGAAAUACCCGGUGGCCCAUUUCACUGACCCAACUUUGAAAGCCAAGGUGGGGCAGCUGCAGCUCUCCCACAACCUCAGCUUGGUGAUCCUGGUGCCCCAGAACACGAAACACCAUCUUGAAGACCUGGAACAAGCUCUCAGCCCCACUGUCUUCAAGGCUGUCAUGAAGAAGCUGGAGAUGACCAAAUUCCAGCCCACUCUCCUGACGCUACCCCGCAUCAAAGUGACGAGCAAGCAAGACCUACUGACAGUCGUGGAGAACCUAAAAUUCUUUGACUUUAUUUACGACCUCAACCUGUGCGGGCUGACAGACGACACGGAUCUUCAGGUUUCUGCGAUGCAGCACCAGGCCAUGCUGGAGCUGACGGAGUCCGGGGUGGACGCGGCUGCGGCCUCGGCUGUUUCCGUGGCCCGCAAUUUGCUAGUCUUUGAAGUGCAGCAGCCCUUCCUCUUCCUGAUCUGGGACCAGCAACACAAAUUCCCUGUCUUCAUGGGGCGGGUGUAUGACCCCAGGAUCUGAGACCCGCAGGCCACCAGGCUAAGGCAAGCCCUCCCCCUCAAGCCUCGCCCUUCUGGUGGCAGCCUUGCUGUUGCCUGCCUGGACUGACCUCCAGCCACUUCCCGCCUCGUGUGUUCCCUGCCUCCAUGUGAAGGGUGCCCUCGGGGUCUGCUGAGGGACCUACAUCUAAUGUCCCUUCCCUAUGGCUCCCCAAAACACUUGUUUGCAGCUUUCUCUGGCUCAAGUUCACCAGACUCUACAAAUAAAACCUGGCAGACCAUGA